GUUAAACUGACGUGACGGUAUAAAUCGAUUCAACAACCUUGGUAUGGAGCAUUGGAAUGUGGAUAUGCGUAAAACGGCGUAGCUUAGCUUGGCUGUCUCCUCAAAAUAUCUCCAUCAGUUAAUUUUCACUGCGAGCAAACACCCACAGCCUGUGUUUUGCCUUACUUGCAGUGACUCGCGGCACUUCACCCUGAAAGAGAUAGACAUGGCGACGGCGGAUUCUCCAAACCCAUCCAACUCCGACGUUGAUCUCCCUGAUUCCAAUGAAAACACUACUCCUUAUUCCUCCUCCUCCUCCGACUCCUUGGUUCCCAUUCAACCUCCCUCCUCCGCCGUCAUCCCCGCCAGUUCUGCCGUCUGCCUCCUCGGCUUCGCUAGCGAGGCCGCCGGCGGCGCGUUGAUGGGUUCCAUCUUCGGUUUUGGUUCUGGAUUAUUUAGGAAGAAAGGUUUUAAGGGAUCUCUCGGGGAGGCAGGUUCUCAUGCAAAGACGUUUGCUGUUUUGUCUGGAGUGCACAGCCUGGUCAUAUGCUUUCUGAAGAGGAUUCGUGGGAAGGAUGAUGUCAUCAAUGCAGGUGUUGCUGGAUGUUGCACGGGUCUUGCUUUAAGCUUCCCAGGUGCACCUCAGGCUAUGUUGCAGAGUUGUGUCACAUUUGGAGCCUUCUCGUUCAUCGUCGAAGGGAUGAACAGGAAGCAAACAGCACUUGCUCAUCCAAUUAGUAACAUGAGCAGCACAAGACUUGACAACCAUCGCCUGCCUCGAUCCCUUAUGCUCCCCCUCUCAGUUCCGCUUCCAGAAGACCUAAGCAAGGCCUUCUCUUUCUUCUGUGAUUCCUUGACAAAACCGAAGCGCCGCAUCAAAUCUCCGAGGCCUGGACCCUGGAGUGCUUGAACACUCGUAAACCGAGAGUCUAGGACAAUGUAUGAUUGAUGAAUGAGCCUUGAAACUAAGACGGACUAAAGACUCGAAUGCUUUCAGCUCUCUUGGAUCGGAUCCCAACCGAGUCCUGAGGGUUUUGGUCAUAUAAGUUUUCUCGAAUUUUGAAAGCUGUCCCUUUUUCCUCUUUUGUAGAUAUAGUUUUGUUCAUGUGUAUCGAUCAUCAGUGAGUAGGGUGAGGCGAGGAAUGCUGCAUUUUGUCAAAUGAGUGACUCUGCUGCACAAUGUUCCUUGCAAAGUGCAAAGUACACUAUUUCGUUUUGACAUUCGAAAACGAACCCUCAUUUGUUCCUCAAAUUCUUACUCGUUCUACCUCAUUUGUCCAAACAAUAUUUGAAAGAACUUAACAAAUUAUUGUCAAGGUG
Messenger RNA from Linum trigynum, 1299 nucleotides. The record is from the annotation of a GenBank genome assembly. NCBI's taxonomy places the organism in Eukaryota, Viridiplantae, Streptophyta, Magnoliopsida, Malpighiales, Linaceae.